AAUUGCUCGUAAUAACAGGAUACAUUAAUCAAUGCUACUGUUAUCCACGACGAACAGAAAAAAAAACAUAAAUAGAUCGAAGAUGUAAGGUAUAUUGUGAAAAUAGUGAGAAGGUGGACGCUGAAGCUCAGAUAAUUGUACUGAGAUUUGAGGUUACAGUCAGUUACAGUUACUCGUCUUUCAUCGUCUUUUGUCGUCUUUGGUUCUCGUUUCACCACUUUCACAGGGGAAUUCAGGAGCCCUGAUUGGUCGGACUCCCAUAACCCACAUUUUCCCUUCCGAAAAAAAUGUGUCUGGAAGAUUAUUCCAAGCAGAGCUUAUUAUUUGAGUAGUUAUACAAAGAAUAAGUGGAUUGUUAUUUUGUGAUUGAGGACUAAUUAUUGAAAAGUCUGGUGACUCAUUUAGAGAAGAAAUGGCAUCGAUUUUUCCGAUUAUUCGUCGAGGAAUUUCGACAACAGCCGUUGCUAGCGGUAAGAAGAAUUUCCGAAAGUUCAAUCUUUAUAAUAAGAGAGGUACGAGGGAGUUUAAGGAACGGCAGAGGCACAAUCCUGAUCCUGAUAUUCCCAUUCAUGAUCGUGGAACGAGAAAAAUCGGUUUCAAAGAGGGAGCGCACUUUGUAGUAGUUCCUGAAAUGGUUCCAGAAUUAAUAGUACCGAAUUUGGAAGAUUGUCAAUUGAAACCUUACGUCUCAUACCGCUCUACACGUGUAGUCCAAUCGGCAUUCACACCUAAGGACCUCUUCGAUGCAAUCUACGCCAAGAAAAUAACUAGUGAUUUCAGAGAAGGUAAAUUGGACGAGACCGGCAAUCCUCUAGAACCAAGUGAAUUCGAAUCGCUCUCACCACAGCAAGCACUAGAUCUCGCUAGCAAGACUGGCAGCGAUCUUUUUGCACAAGAGAAACCUCCAGAGCUUUUAGAGGAAGUUAAAUAAGAGCUACAUCAAAUUUCAUAUUGAUUUCUUCCUUCAUUUAUUGUCGUAGAACGUGAUUAUGUAAAUAUCUCACAUGUAUAUGUUUAAACAAUAAAUAUGCGACUAAAAUUAGUGGACCUAGAACUCAGAACCUCGCUGAUCCGGAGUUGACUAAAAAAAAAACUUCGUUAAUUCGCAUUCCUAAAAUUUAAUUUGUAUAUUUCUUUAGCUACUUGCCUUUACUGAUGAGUUCUACGUGCACCGGUGUUAUGACAUACUUUUUCUCAUAUAUUCUGAUCCUGUUUGAAAGAUUACUCACUUCUAAUUACAAUGCUCUAACAUUAUGGUGACCAUUUUGAUGAUUUACAGAUUAUGAAGUAAAAGAAGAAAGUAAAUGAAACUAUUAAUUUUGAGUUAUUCUUUGUAAUAAACGUGUAGAGUCAGAACAAUAUGAAACUUUAAAGCAAGGA
Molecule: messenger RNA, 1380 nt
Organism: Diachasma alloeum
Lineage: Eukaryota; Metazoa; Arthropoda; Insecta; Hymenoptera; Braconidae
Gene: mRpL41
Product: 39S ribosomal protein L41, mitochondrial
Exons: 3
Coding region: 413-931 (172 amino acids)
Biological process (GO): translation
Cellular component (GO): mitochondrial large ribosomal subunit
Molecular function (GO): structural constituent of ribosome
Source: RefSeq, a predicted model, not a curated record